Messenger RNA from Ostrea edulis (European flat oyster), 4966 nucleotides. RefSeq names its product protein GPR107-like. Bases 37 to 1833 code for a protein of 598 amino acids. Lineage: Eukaryota; Metazoa; Mollusca; Bivalvia; Ostreida; Ostreidae. Gene Ontology annotation, biological process: transport. Gene Ontology annotation, cellular component: Golgi apparatus; membrane. The record is from RefSeq and is a predicted model, not a curated record. The transcript is spliced from 16 exons.
AUCAUUUAACAAUUGUCUUACGGAGCAAACGCCAACAUGGAAGUCGGAAUAGCCAAAAAGCGGAGUAUGGAGAAAGUGAUGACAUUCCUCUUCAUAUGUUCUUGCUUCUUUUACAUGGCAUCAGGAAGAAUACAUAGAUUUAGUUUAAAGAAUGAUGAUAGAGGAGUUGUGAGGCUGAGUACAUUUGGAUUUUUGAAGAGAGGGGCAUUGCAAGUGAAUAUUACCCAAUUUAGAUAUCAUCUGAAGGAUACUAUUAAUACCACAGACAACAGGAAAAUGAUGGAUUCAAUGUUUGGGUUUACUCUGGAUAAAAGUGAAAGCAGUGGUAUUUCCUCUUAUUUGGAGGAUAAUCAGGGAAAGAACUGUAUUCUCUCAUUGACUGACCCAGCCAGCAUCUUCAAGGAGAAGACCAUGUCUAUUGUAUUUUUCAGGAUGAAAUUUUCAACAAAGGAAAUGACAAUUCAGAAAUAUGGAGAUGACAUUAAGUUGCUGCAGAUAUCUACACUAGCUCAAAUGAAAGCAUCUGGUAGGAAAUCUAUAACAGGGGGAAAUACAGGUAAAGUGCUGAGUGACCAAUCAAUGAUGCAAAAGAUUGAAAAUGACAAAUUCUCUGAUCCUCCACUCAAAGCUGAAUAUCAUGAUGGUACCCUAUCAAGUACCAAGCAGACUAGUCGUCAGCGCCGAGCUGUCACAGAGCCUACCCCCAGUGUGGUAGCACCUCAGACUACCACCCCCAGAAGUGUGAUGGCUCCAGAACCCAUACCCAUAGUGACGGGGAAAGACAAUGGAUAUUCCGUGUCGUUUGGAAUCAAUAUGGAAACGGACCAAGAGGAAGGACUGUACAAUCUCUACUUUCACAACUGCUUCCAGUAUACAAAGAAUGUCCAUUCAACAUUUGAAAUGCAGAUUUACAUAGAAGAGAUCAAUGAUGGGAACUACCUGUCAGCAGGUGAAAUGCCGAUCCCCGCCCUCUUCUUUGUCCUGUCCUGCAUGUUUUUCAUCGCUGGCAUUGUAUGGAUGGCUAUUCUGCGCCGUUCAAAGGAGAAUGUUUACACAAUGCAUUACUUGAUGUUUGCUGUCGUGAUGGUUAAGGCUCUCUCAAACCUCUUUAAUGCUGUGAACAUGCACUUCAUUGCUGUGGAGGGAAUACAUGAAGAAGCUUGGGCUGUUCUGUACUAUAUUGUGUAUCUAUCUCGUGGAGCUCUCUUGUUUGUAACCAUUUUGCUGAUUGGAACAGGAUGGACUUUUAUUAAACAUGUGUUUUCCGACAAAGAGAAGAAAUUGUUUUUGAUUGUUAUUCCGCUACAGAUUCUAGACAACAUUGCCUACAUUAUUAUUGAGGAGAGUGAGGAGGGGCAGUCUCAGUACACUAUUUGGCAGGAGAUCUUUAUUCUGGUGGAUCUCCUCUGUUGUGGCGCCAUCCUCUUCCCUGUCGUCUGGUCGAUGAGACAUUUACGACAAUCCACUAGGACAGAUGGAAAAGCAGCAUUCAGUUUACAAAAACUUGCCCUCUUCCGACAUUUCUAUAUCAUGAUUGUGUGUUAUAUUUAUUUUACAAGAAUAAUAGUUUACUUAGUAAAGAUUACAGUCCCCUUCCAAUAUGAAUGGUUAGAUGAACUAUUUAAGGAACAAGCCACGAUAGUGUUCUUCAUUAUCACAGGAUACAAAUUCCAGCCUGUUCCUAAUAAUCCAUACCUUCAGGUCCCCACAGAGGAUGAAGAAGUCGAAAUGGAUGAAGUGAUAACCAAAUCAGGUGCCAUGGACACAGUCACUCACGUCAAUAAAGUGGGAUCAGGCCUCAAACAAAGGGAAAGCAGUCAUGAGUAUGACUGAGAUGCUAGUGUUGGAGGAAGUGGCGAUGAGGAGCUGGUUUUGUAUGCCUGUCAGUGUUGUAGAGACACAAUGUUCAGCUAAAGUAAAAGCCUCCUGACUAUUUAGUUGACAGUCUUAUGGUGGAAGUUCUUGUGCAAUUUUGAAUUAACGUGUACUGUUUGUGUGUAAAUGUGUAUAAUUUGGAAAUUGCUUUAUUACAUCCACAUGACACUGUAUUUUUCUUUGUUUCAGUUGGUUUGAUACUGUUUGUAGUUUUAUCUAUCUUGAUAUUUGAAAAAUGUUACAUCUGCUAGGGUAAUUAUUUUGUGGGGUGCAAAAAUGAAAUAUGCUCUGACUAUGGUAAAGUCUCCACUUUUUAGCUCACCUGAGCCAAAGGCUCAAGUGAGCUUUUAUGAUCAAAAUUUGUCCGUUGUCUGUCGGCGUUGUCGUAAACUUUUCACAUUUUCAUCUUCUCAAGAACCACUGGGCCAAUUAUAACCAAAGUUGGGUGAAGGGCUUUCAAGUUUGUUCAAAUAGAGGGCCAUGCCCCCUUCAAAGGGGAGAUAAUCACAAAAAUGCAAAAAUAGGGUGGGUUCAUUUAAAAAUCUUCUUCUCAAGAACCACUGGGCCAGAGGAGCUGAAAUUUUCAUGAAAGCUUCCUGACAUAGUGCAGAUUCAAGUUCAAAUCAUGGCCCCCAGGGGUAGGUUGGGGCCACAAUAGGGAAUCAAAGUUUUACAUACAAAUAUAUAGGAAAAAUCUUUAAAAAUCUUCUUCUCAAGAACCACUGAGCCAGAAAAGCUGAGAUUUAUAUGAAAGCUUCCUGAUAGCAGAUUCAAGUUUGUUCAAAUCAUGGCCUCUGGGGGUAGGUUGGGGCCACAAUAGGGGAUGAAAGUUUUACAUGAGAAUGAAUAGAGAAAAUCUUUAAAAAUCAUCUUCUCAAGAACCACUGAGCCUUCUAGAAGAGCUGAGAUUUACAUAAAAGCUUCCUGACAUAGUGCAGAUUCAAGUUUGUAAAAAUCAUGGCCUCCAGGGGUAGGUUGGAGCCACAAUACGGACUAAGGUUUUACAUGCAAAUAUAUAUGGAAAAUCUUUAGAUAUGGGCCAAGGUAACUCAGGUGAGCAAUGUGGCCCUUGGGCCUCUUGUUAUAAUGCUGACAGCAUAUGUCUUUUUUUUAAUUAGAAAUUUGAGUGUGAACAUGUGAAGGAGAUGUGAGACUUUAUAGAGAAGAGGUUAAGAGUAUUGCGUUUGUGUCUAUCAUCUGUGAUAUUUUUUGUGGUGGUCCAGUACAUUGCAGGCGAGGAAAUUCCUUGCAGUCACCAUUCCAAGCUUUGUAAAAAUAAAGUGUUAGAAUCCAAAAUACAAGUGGUGCCAGACUAUUCAGAAGAGCUCCUCUCCUGAACGCUAUACAUGGUAUCUGCACAGGAAAUUUCUGUCUGUAGUGCAUUAUUAAUGCAGAAUUAUUUCUCCAUACAUGUACCAGAAUAUAUUUAUGCUAUUUAAAACAUUCAACCAUUUUAACAUUUCCAAUGUUUUUGCCUUUGAUAUCUUUACAAUAUCCUCUUAAAUGUGUUGCUUUUGUGAACAAUGAACCGAUGAAUCUUGGUAAAUAUACAUGUAGUACAUAUAUUUUAAUGGCUGGGAAUUGUGACAGAAAUGAAAACAGAAUGUAAAUAUAAGAAAUAAACUUAAUUUUUGAAAAUUUCUUGUGGAUAUGAACAGCAACGCUUCACGCCAGUAUACUUUUUAUGAAGGGCUAAUGUUUCAUGAAGUGUUCUGUCUUUAUAAGCAUCACGGUUCAUUCCCUCACGUAUUUUCAAAAACGAAGCUUUAUUUUUUAAUUGCAUUUUCGAGUUUUUUGGUGACAAUAUUGUUUUCUGAUAACUUCCUGUUAUGUGACCAGGUCUGAUAAGAAAUAAAUGUUUUCUUGAAUGUCGGCUAGAUUGUGUAGACAUUUGUUCCUGGUAGUUUGUACUUUUAACUUUUUUAUCUCAAAUUUGUAAGGUCAGUACUUGUAUUGAGAAAUGUGAUCCAUCAAAACAACAUGGGAUUAUCAACAACAAAAUGUUAGUAAAUGUAUAUGCAUUAAACACCAUCUUUUACUGUUGUAUUGGGAAGUAUAUAUGAAUUAGACACUGUAUUUUACUGUUUGAAAUUCUUAAAUUUCCUUCAAAGUUCUCUGUGGCAUAUCUGGUGUUUUUGGGGGUUUGUUUUUUGUCUUCAAUUUUUUUAUAAGCAAGAUGAUUCUAGAUAAAGCAUAGGAUGUGAUCGUCAAGUCUUCAAUAAAACACAAUGACAUGGUUGGAUAUACCAUUGAACAUCAGGAUUAUUUUUUGAUUUUAUGUCCCCAGUUUAAAGAAUGGGACAUUUUGUUUAUACUUUGUCUCAUUGAAACUAUAACUUUGAUCAUAUCUUUGAAUUAGGCUUCAUUACAAAGUAGGUAAUUGAAAGUUCAAAGUCAAAGCUACUUGACCAAUAAUGAUGAAGGUCAUUCAUCAAGGUCAAAUUUAUCACAAUUGCAGAGUUUUGUUUGUGUUUUACCACAAUUAAAUAUGGCCAGGCAAAAUAUUUUAAAUUUUUUUUAAACAAUUGAAUGUGGCCAGGCAGAGUGGUUUUUGGUUGGUUUGUUUUUACCACAAUUGAAUGUGACCAGGCAGAGGUGUUUUUUUUUUUUUUACCACAAUUGAAUAUGGCCAGGCAGAGUAUUUUUACAAACAAAUAUAUAUUGUUCUCUGAUAUCAUUUCUUUCAUAAUUCAGUAUGACAUGUGGGGAAUUAGGUGUCAAAAUUUGUAUAGUCGGGGAAAAUUUAGGAUAGGAUAGAGCUUAUCAAGAUUCAUUUUGGGAUUUUGUACAUGUUGGCACAAGUAUUUCAGAACUUUCCUCUUGUCAGAUAUAAUGUGUGAAAGGUUAUCUUUUGAUCCUGGUUGAUAUUUUUCAGAUAGUGGUAUUGUCAACUACAGACCACUAGCAGGUGACAUUUGUUUUAUAUGGGGAGGUAUUUUAUACUUGUACGUGAUUUUCAGUUUCAGAGCAGUGGUGCAAUAUUGGGAUCACAUCCUGUUCUGUACACAUCUGUAUUUCAGUUAUAAUGGUCGUCUUGAUAUGAUAUAAUUUAUUGUGUCUGUAUAAAUAAUUAAAGUUAUGUACACAGUGA